CCCUUUUACCCUAGUACCACAGACUGUCUUUACUGUGCAAUUUCCCAUCCCGUCUCCAGCGGUACAGAACCGGACCAUCCUGUGCUGGAGGUGGGUUUGGGUUCGGACUCAGGUGGCAGGGAGGUCAGAGGCUAAAGGCUGCUUUUACCCAUAAUUCCCGUUUGUAGAACACGCAGCCAUCUUGGAUCUACGAGGAGAAGAGAAAUUAAUGCGGUGACAAACAGCAUGUUUAGUGCUACAAGAAAGAAGUUUGUAGAGGGGGUCGAAAGUGACUACUCUGAUGAAAGCAUGUACUACCAGCCAUCGAUGUUCCCACAUCGAUCAGACAAAGACAUGUUGGCGUCUCCAUCACCAUCGUCGUCCAAUCAGUUGUCCCAGCUCGGCGCAAGUUUAUACGGACCACAAACGCAAGGAAACGACUGUGCGAUGAAGAACAGCGGCAUCUGGCCAGGCGCGCUAGGCUUUCCCAUGCGGGGCAUGAGCAACAACAACCCCCAGCUAAACCGCAGCCUGACGCAGGGCAGCCAGCUGCCGAGCCACGUCACCCCCACCACGGGCGUGCCCACCAUGUCGCUCCACACGCCGCCCUCGCCCAGCAGGGGGAUCCUGCCCAUAAACACGAGGAACAUGAUGAACCACUCCCAGGUGGGGCAGGGUUUGGGGAUGGGCAGCCGGACCAACAGCCUGAGCGGCUCGGGCCUGGGCAGCCCCAGCCGGAGCUCCCCCAGCAUCAUCUGCAUGCCCAAGCAGCAGCCGUCCCGACAGCCCUUCACCAUCAACAGUAUGUCCGGGUUUGGAAUGAACCGGAAUCAGGCCUUCGGGAUGAACUCGCUAUCGAGCAACAUCUUCAACGGAACAGACGGGAGCGAAAACGUGACGGGGCUGGAUCUCUCCGACUUCCCGGCGCUGGCGGACCGGAGUCGGAGGGAAGGAAGCGGCAACCCCACGCCGCUGCUCAACCCGCUGGCAGGGAGGGCCCCCUACGUCGGGAUGGUCACCAAGCCGUCGACGGAGCAGUCCCAGGACUUCUCCAUCCACAACGAGGACUUCCCCGCGCUACCCGGCCCCAACUACAAGGACCCCACGUCCAGCAACGACGACAGCAAGUCCAACUUGAACUCGACGGGCAAGAGUUCAUCCAGCACGGACGGGCCCAAGUUCCCCGGGGACAAGAGCUCGACGGCGCAGAACAACAACCAGCAGAAGAAAGGGAUCCAGGUCUUACCCGACGGCCGAGUGACGAACAUCCCCUCUGGGAUGGUAACAGACCAGUUCGGGAUGAUCGGGUUGCUAACCUUCAUCCGGGCGGCGGAGACGGACCCGGGGAUGGUGCAUCUGGCGUUAGGCAGCGACUUGACGACACUAGGACUCAACCUCAACUCUCCAGAAAACCUAUACCCCAAAUUUGCGUCUCCCUGGGCGUCAGCACCCUGUCGACCUCAGGACAUUGACUUUCACGUUCCAUCCGAGUAUUUAACCAACAUUCACAUAAGGGACAAGCUGGCUGCCAUUAAGCUGUCCCGGUACGGUGAAGACCUGCUGUUCUACCUGUACUACAUGAACGGGGGGGACCUGCUACAGCUGCUAGCAGCGGUGGAGCUUUUCAACCGGGACUGGAGGUACCACAAAGAGGAGCGGGUAUGGAUCACGCGGGCGCCAGGCAUGGACCCCACAUUAAAGACCAACACCUACGAGAGGGGGACGUACUACUUCUUCGACUGUCUUAACUGGAGAAAGGUAGCCAAGGUAAAGGAGUUUCACCUGGAGUACGAAAAGCUGGAAGAGAGGCCUCACGUGCCGUCCACCUUCAACUACAACCCGGCCCAGCAGGCCUUCUGAGGCGCUCCCCCCCCACCCCACCCUGACCGCGGGGGUGCGGCCGCCUCGGGGGCGUCGCUCACCCAAACCGGUCGACACGACAACUGAGGCGUUCUGGCAACUAACCCGGGGGCCGAGGGCUCGGCAUUCCGGGGCCCGGCCUAGCGAAUUAUGUGCUGCCCAAAACACACAGCGUUUAUUCCUUUUUUUUAUUUUUUUAUUUUUUUGUUUCUACCGGUUUAUUAUUUUUUUUGUUUGUUUGUUUGUUUGUUUGUUUUUUUUUCCGUUCCGUUUUUUUGUUUUUGUUUUUGUUUUUGUUUGAGCCAGGGUAUGAUUUUUCGUUUACGCCUCUCUUUAGCAAAUGCCCGUCUCGUUGGAAACAAAAGCCAGAAGCGUGCUCGAUUUUCCGUUUUUUUUUGGUUUUUUCCCCCUCCGUCCGAAGCUUGGAAAGCUGCGCGUUAACAGCUGGAGGGAAAGAAAGCGCACCGGCAGAUCCGUGAUGGCGUGGAGGGAGAAGGGAGGGUGAAACGGGAGAAAAUGCCACGUUUCGUCUGGGCCCUGUUUGGCAUUUAACAAAAAAAAACAGACAAAAUGUUUGUGUAUUUUUUAUGUGAAGACAUACUUUGUUUGGAGAGCCGAGAGCCUGUACUUGAAUUUACGCUUUUAACCCCUCCCCCCCUGUUUAACAUAUCCCCGCCCCCUUCCGUUUCCCACCACGCCCACUUCAACCAGUCGCUUAGCGACGGGCAUUUACCUGAGGCUUUUUUUUUUUUUUUUUUUUUUUUUUUUUUUUUUAAAGCUACAAUAAAUCAAUCUGAGACUGUUUUAGUGAACGUUCUCGCAAACCCGUUGGACAAUCUCCUCUGGGGUGUGGCGAGUUCGAGUUCUUACUGAUCUUCAUCGUUCCAGAACGAGCGGAAAACACUGUCCAGUCUUUGUUACGAUUUUGUAAUAAACGUGUACAUUUUUUGAAUUUUUGGACAUCACACGAAUAAAGAUAUGUAUGUA
Anguilla rostrata (American eel) is the source of this 2826-nucleotide messenger RNA. Its product is annotated as CCR4-NOT transcription complex subunit 2-like. The record is from RefSeq and is a predicted model, not a curated record. Gene Ontology annotation, biological process: regulation of stem cell population maintenance; nuclear-transcribed mRNA poly(A) tail shortening; regulation of DNA-templated transcription. NCBI's taxonomy places the organism in Eukaryota, Metazoa, Chordata, Actinopteri, Anguilliformes, Anguillidae. Gene Ontology annotation, cellular component: P-body; CCR4-NOT core complex. The transcript is spliced from 16 exons. Bases 226 to 1839 code for a protein of 537 amino acids.